AUGUUACUUCGUGCUAUUAGAUAUUGUUCAACAUUUCAAGCAUAUUUAAAUGAAUGUAAAAAACUACGAAUGGCAUUACUGAUGAACAAAUGUCCAAAUAAAUUUAUUGAUGAACAAUUCAAUGAUAUAUUACUAAAAUUGAACAUUGAUCGACCAUUGACGUUUAAUAACUAUGCAAAUUACCGUGAAAAAGUAAUUAAUUCACCUGUAAAACAAAAAAAAAUUGAUUAUGGAAAGAAAAUGUUUGUUCAUUUUAACUUACUUAUUGUUCAAGUAUGAAAACAUUUCCUUCAAAAUUUCAUGCUCUUUGGAAUGAAUACUUUGGUCAAUCUCCAAUCAAUGAAAUUAUAUCUGUCCUUGGUACACGUAACGUUAAAAAUUUACAAACUCGCUUGACACUUACAAGAUCAAUAGAUAUUGAUAAUUAGUUACCUAACUCUACUGUCUAAUUUAGUCUAUUUUAUUGUCUUCGUUCACAAAUGUUCAAUUAUAUUAAAAUUCUUACUUUAUAAAUUGAUCUAUUUACACUUAUCAAUAUUCUGAUUGUGUUUUAUCAAUCUCUGAUUAUAAAAAUUACAAAUAUGAUUAUUAUUACAAAAAUAUUCUAUCGCAAAAAAUGAUAAUUAAAAUCAAGAUUGCAGCCACAAUACAUAAAAAUAGGCAAACUGAAAUAAUUGAAGAAAAAAUUUACUAGAUGACUAAUAGAUACAUAUGAUGAUCAAGAAUGAGAUGUGCACGUUAUUAUAUUUGGUUCGUGUAUUUUUGAGUUUUGAUCGUUAUCAUUUUGAGUCGAAAUUUUGUGUUGCUUGAAUAUUCGUAGUAUGUAUAUAUAACGUCUGCUUCCAUUUUAGAGUUUCAAAUGUUAAUUCUUUUUCUGCUGAGAAAUUUUUCUUUGUGGAAAUAGUUUUUCAAAGCUUAUAUAUAGACUAUGAUAUAAAGUAUAUUUAUCGUUUCUUCUGGAUUCAUGUAAUGAUAGGUGGGGUAAUGUGCGUUCUUUUCCAUUCGGCGUUAGUUUUCUUUAUAGUAUUUGUGUAGGUGCAUUAUUCUAAAAUAGAUAUAGUCAAAUUCUAUUUACGGAUGAUAUUGAUAGUAGUAUGUUUUACAAAUCGGUUUCGAUAGUGAGGUUUUUGUUACGAUUUCUACCAUUGGUUGCUGGAAAUGUUUACAGAUAUCUUUGGCGACAUUAUGGUUCUUAUUAAAGUAAGAUUUUUGGUCAAAUAGUUAAAUGUGAAAUUCAGGUUCUCGUUUUAAAAAAGGCAAUUUGUUUCAUUCAUGUUUGCCAAAAAUUAGGGGUCCGACAGUGACGAAAACCGCCACCGAUCUCACCGUUACAGAUCCCACCGAUCACACUGGUCCUCGCUAGUUACUGUAACUGGUCUCAUUAGUCGUUUUCACACCUCUUUAUUGAUAAUUAGUACUAUUUUCCUAUAUACACCCGCUUUCAGAGAGUUUUCGUAUGGCAAUACUAAUACAAUCAAGUAUAAUGUGGGCAAUAUCGGAACAUUAUGCACUUGUAUAUUCUAUCUGUGACAUAUUGCAAGACUAAAUCGCAACUAGGGAUGCAACGUUGACGCUGAAUCGCCGGUUCACUAGUACCAAUUAACCGGUCGAAGUCGGUAACUGGCAGAUACCGGUAGCUAGUAUAACCAGUAUAAAUUAGUGUCAGCCACUAUAUAUCGGUGCAUCUCGACAUACCGGUAUAGAGCGGUAAGCAAUUUACCGCCUUAUAGCGACCUAUAAUGACAUAUACUGGUGAAAACUAGAGAUGGGGUGGUGAGACUAGCAGUGAUACGGGUAAACCUAUGAAAGACGUACGGUGAAGACCGAUGCAUGAGCAUCGCUGAUGAGGGGUGCGCAAGUACGGGUACAACUUGUACUAGCAUCGACUACCACAUCUUAUUCCCCCAAAACCUAGAAUUCUAGAAUUCAUGCAUCGGGCGGUACAACCGAAUACAUACAAAUACAUGAGAGUACAUGAAUUCUAGAAUUCUAGGUUUUUUUUUCGG
Molecule: messenger RNA, 2006 nt
Organism: Rotaria socialis
Lineage: Eukaryota; Metazoa; Rotifera; Eurotatoria; Philodinida; Philodinidae
Source: the annotation of a GenBank genome assembly